AUGAACUUCAAUCUCGAUGCACUCAAGGGACUCUCAUCCAAAGUCACCCCAUUCGCACAGCGCGCACAGCAGUUUGUCAGUGAGCAAGUCAGCAAUGUCCCCAAGACUGAACUCCCAGAAGAGUACCUGGACCUAGAGAAGAAGGUCGAUGCCCUCAAAGGUGCACACGUCAAGCUCCUUGCCGUGACGCAGACUUAUUCCCGUGAAAACUACGACUACCCAACCAACCUCCGUGAAACAGGCGCAGAGCUCUUCACCAGCAUCUCGCAAAAGGCGAACGACCUUGCUGCUGCUCAAUCUACAGCAGAGGCACAAACGGCCAUUACAAAGCCAGCGCCAAAGGGAGCACCCAAGACACUCAGCCAUGCAUUAGGUCGUGCUGCCAUGAGCGGUGCAGAGGGAUUGGGAGUGACGCACAGCACCGAUAACACGCUAGGCGCUGCACUGCAAACCGUUGCUCUUGCUUCUGAACAAGUGGGUGAAGCGCGUCUUGCGCAAGACUCACGCAUCAACAGUGAAGUCAAUGCAGGACUCAGCACGACCUUGAAUACGACGUUGCAAUUUGCUACACGCGCCAGGAAGACAGUCUACAGUACGCGUCUAUCUCUCGACGCAGCCAAAACCGCUGCCAAGAAUGCAAGGCCUGAUAAAGCGGAUGCUGCGCGGAUCGAGGUGGAGAGGGCGGAGGAUGAGUUUGUGGCAGCGGUGGAGGAAGCGACGACGGUGAUGAAGUCGUGUCUGGAGAGUGCAGAGCCAUUGAGGAACUUGCAGGAUCUUGUCGCUGCUCAGGCGGCUUUCCACAAGCGUGCUGCUGAGAUUCUGGAGGAGGCAGCUGCGGCCAUCAAGCAGACGUAG
Protomyces lactucae-debilis is the source of this 855-nucleotide messenger RNA. Its product is annotated as BAR domain-containing family protein. Gene Ontology annotation, cellular component: cytoplasm. The transcript has 3 exons. Lineage: Eukaryota; Fungi; Ascomycota; Taphrinomycetes; Taphrinales; Protomycetaceae. The record is from RefSeq and is a predicted model, not a curated record. Gene Ontology annotation, molecular function: protein binding. Bases 1 to 855 code for a protein of 284 amino acids.